Messenger RNA from Cooperia oncophora, 483 nucleotides. NCBI's taxonomy places the organism in Eukaryota, Metazoa, Nematoda, Chromadorea, Rhabditida, Trichostrongylidae. The record is from the annotation of a GenBank genome assembly.
AUGCUGCGGUCGUCGGAAUUUCUUUGUGGUACUCACGAUGAUGAGCUGACGGAAGAAGCAUUUCAAGCUGCUCUCAGUCCACAGUCGGUCAAGUCGAGUUUACGCGACGGUGGAGACCUUGAUCCUGGAGAUGAUGACAUUUUUGAAAAUGCUUCUCAACCUGAACAGUGGCCUCGCUUGCAGGAAAUUCCGCGGCACUAUUUGGUUCCAAUUAUGGAGAGAUUGUCUGGAUCUAGCAAUACUGGCUCCCAUUACGUAACAGCUCCGGAUCAGGUUAGGUGUCGAGAGGGCGACGGUGAAGUACUGGAGGCGACGACGACAUCGGGUCGGAGUGAGCGUCUUUCUAGCGAGGAUCAAAACACACGUACUGAAAGUAGCGGAACGACAGCAUACGUCUCAACAGAGUCUCCUCAGGGAUCAGGAGAUACUAGAAGAGCAUCCAGCUAUGUAAGUGUCAUUGUUUUCCUCAUUAUUUUCAGUUAG